AAGAUGAUGAUAGGAGAGAGUAAAGGUGAUCAGAAUACCUCCUCUGUUGAUAUUCCUUCUGGAAUAACUGGAACUAAGAGAAGAUGGAAGGUUCGUAGUUUAGCAAGCACUGAUUCACUAAAGCUGAGGUUCCUGCAGUGGAACAUUCUUUCAGCUGAUUUCAUGGAAGGAUUUGAAACAGUGGAUAUGAAUACUUGGACAGUAGAGCAUAGAGAGCAAUUAUUUGAAAACCAAGUCAUCGAUUCCGCUCCGGACAUAAUAUGUUUACAAGAGGUGAAAUCAAGUGGAGACUUUUUUUGCAUUCAGUCUAUUUGUAAAAGGUUGUCUGAACAUUGGCAGCUUGCUGGAUACGUUCCCAAGAAACAUAAGCGAGAUGGUGUUGCUAUUUUUUAUCGACCUCAGAAGAUUCGAUUGCUAUCUACCGUUGCAAUUCCACUAUAUGUAGAAGAAUCCGAGUCGCAAGUGGCUUGUCUUGCAACUUUUGAACACCGGUCAGAGUCAACUCUUUUCACUUUUCAUGUGAUAAAUACCCAUCUAAAGGCUAAAAGAGACAAUCGAGAGAUACGUUUGAGACAAGUGGAUGCUCUUUUGAAUGCGUUAAGUCUCUGGAAUAUCGAUAAUGAAAAGGCGGUCGUGAUACUGUGUGGUGAUCUCAACGCAGAACCAUACGAAGCCACCAUAACUAAGCUACAGUCCUUUGGUUUCCAGUGGAUAUACCAGCAAAUGCAGAUAGACGACCCCAUUUUGUACUCUUCAAAUAAGAAGAGACAAGGAGAAGAAUAUCAGAUUCGAAUGCAGGAUUAUAUUUUCAUCAAGUCAAGCAGUCAAUUUUCAAUCGAUUGUGAAUCAUGUUUACUUCCCCCACUGAUUCAUGCUGAACUUAAUGCACUGUGGAUACCUAAUCAAGAAUAUCCGUCUGAUCAUUGGGAUAUUGUCACGGACUUGUCUGUUACCCCCAAAUGAUUCCUCCAAUAAAGUUUAAUGGCGUUGA
This is a messenger RNA of Galdieria sulphuraria, 991 nucleotides long. RefSeq names its product endonuclease/exonuclease/phosphatase. The record is from RefSeq and is a predicted model, not a curated record. NCBI's taxonomy places the organism in Eukaryota, Rhodophyta, Bangiophyceae, Galdieriales, Galdieriaceae. Gene Ontology annotation, biological process: DNA repair. Gene Ontology annotation, molecular function: DNA binding; endonuclease activity; 3'-5'-RNA exonuclease activity. Bases 4 to 963 code for a protein of 319 amino acids. The transcript has a single exon.